AUGCCGAAGCCUCAGAAAGGAAAAGGAAAGGCUCCGGAGAAGGUUUGUCACCCGUACAGCCGGAAAGCUACUUACCUGGCACAAAAAGAAAUCAGACUGAAAAAGGAAGAGAGACAGAAUAAGGACAAAGCAACACGUCUGAGCUGCAUCAGUGAGAAGCUGUUGUGGUUUCAGGAACAUUUGGAUCCAGAAAAGACGGCGUUCACCAAAAAGGAUGCCUGUGACGUCGUUGAUAGGUUUGAACCUGAACUUGAGCAGAUUGAGCUGAUGAACGGCAUCAAAGGUCGACAGGGUCGUCUCCAUGGCGUCAGGGAAGCUGUCGUCAAACAGACCAUGGAGCGAGAGCGGAAGCAGUAUGAGGUCGGGUUUGAGAUCCCAAACAUCAUAAAUGCAAAAAAUCUGAAAACAUUCACGGAGUGGACUAGUGACCUGAAGAAACCUCCGAAUAACCAAUAA
This is a messenger RNA of Trematomus bernacchii (emerald rockcod), 456 nucleotides long. RefSeq names its product translation machinery-associated protein 16-like. Lineage: Eukaryota; Metazoa; Chordata; Actinopteri; Perciformes; Nototheniidae. The transcript has a single exon. Bases 1 to 456 code for a protein of 151 amino acids. Gene Ontology annotation, cellular component: nucleus. The record is from RefSeq and is a predicted model, not a curated record.